Drosophila suzukii is the source of this 1486-nucleotide messenger RNA. It is a transcript of the gene Fer3HCH, whose product is annotated as Ferritin 3 heavy chain homologue. The record is from RefSeq and is a predicted model, not a curated record. Lineage: Eukaryota; Metazoa; Arthropoda; Insecta; Diptera; Drosophilidae. Gene Ontology annotation, biological process: intracellular iron ion homeostasis; iron ion transport. Gene Ontology annotation, cellular component: cytoplasm. Gene Ontology annotation, molecular function: ferric iron binding; ferrous iron binding.
UUAAGUGAAAUCAGAGCCGGCAGCACUUUGAACUCCAACCCACAGUUUUGUUGUGGAUCAUCACCUUUGGGAUCCCGAUGAUCGAUGUUGGAGAUCUGGGGAUUCGGAAAUCUGCAGAUCAAUGAACGGACUUGAAUGGACCGUUUUCCGAUCUCUCGACACCUGUCCAAACCGACCCAGUUGGCAUUUAGACAUACUGUUUGUGUUUUGGCUUUCAAUUUAAAUUGUUUGAGUUUCAAAAUUUUUGGAAAAAAAAUCACAAAAAAAUUGGAGGAAAGGGAAAAGACAUGGCGUUGUGCUUCCGCAACAUUAGGCGCCACAUGUGCAUGCUGAUGCGUCAGAACUUCGCCAAAAGUUGCGAGAAAAAGCUGAACGACCAGAUCAACAUGGAGUUGAAGGCAUGCCAUCAGUAUUUGGCCAUGGCCUAUCAUUUCGAUCGUUCGGAUAUAAGUUCCCCGGGAUUGUACGGAUUCUUCUUGAAGUCGAGCGCCGAGGAGCGGGAGCACGCGGAGAAGAUCAUGCAGUACAUGAACAAGCGCGGAGGUCUGAUCAUUUUGAGCAGUGUACCGGAGCCGCUGCCCUGUUUCGCCAGCAGUCUGGAGGCCCUGAAGGUGGCCCUGAAAAUGGAACUGGAGGUCAACCAGCAUCUGCUGGACCUGCACACCCUGGCAGGCAAGGAAUCGGAUCCGAAUCUCUGUGACUUCAUUGAGGCGAACUUCCUGCAGGAGCAGGUCGACGGUCAAAAGGUCCUGGCGGACUACAUCUGCCAGUUGGAGAAGGCCACCAGCGAUGUGGGUGACUAUCUGUUCGACAAGUAUAUGGGUUCCGGAAUGCAUAAAAGCAAAUGAGGCACUCAAAGUGGUCCACCAUCCGAACAAAAAAAAUCCGUUUAUUAGAUUUCCCCAUGUGUAUUGAAUAAAGAUUCGUUGCCCCUUUGAAUGAUCGCCUUUCUGGCCGAUCAAUGGGUUUGGUUUUCAUGGGCCCACUAAUCAGCUGGCUAGCGAAGCACUAUGUCUAUAAAUAUAAACGCUUAUCGGGUGUAGAAGUUGCGCAAGAUUCUAAUUGAAAACGAAACCGAAUCUGAAACCGUAGCCCCCCGGAAUCAGAAGUUAAACCUGGUCCGAUAACCGAUUUGUGUCCAACUUUCUUGGAUUACUUUGGCAAACAAGCGAAUCUAUAACUCUUUGGGGGCAAAUUCAGCCACUCAAUUGAUAAUCCUGUGACUCAAAUGCUCUUUGAAACCCAUGGUGUGAUAAUCUUGAAUCUAUAAAGAUAAAAGUAAAGUAUCACACGAAAUAACAUUUGUUCCUUCGAUUAUAUAAUCAAACAAUUGAAGCUUGAUAAUAAAGAAAUGUAUGAUAAGAAUUUGUGACGUAUAAAUAGGUUAUCUAUAUAGAGGAAGAUCCCUGAAAGAUCAACAGAGCAAACUAAUCUUCAAUCUAAAUAGAUUGUUAAUUAUAUAUGUAUUGUAUCUGAUUUUGCGGUU